ACCACGUUGCCAAAUUGAGUAUCUAAGUGAAUAUCCAUUUGCCCAUGCCCGGUCGCAUAGAUUCACACCGAAACAGUCGCACCCACGUCUCGAAACGUUUUGCUUGCUGCACGGUUUCGAAACCAUAAUAGGAUCGGGUCGCCACCAGUUGUGGUUGGAGGGUAGUGUGAUUUUAGCUUUCCGUAUCGCCUCAAUCACAGCCAGGAUAUACUUUGAUUCCUAGGGGACUACAAAGCUAAGACAGAUUCAAUUUAUCGAUUGAUGAUGACGAAGAAUUUCCUUGGUUUCCAAAAUACUGAUAUUACGACUAGUACUGCGUUCGGAAAUGCUUGUUCAACUUGGACAAACGAGCAAACUACUUAAAGGGCAGUGUCGUAAUAAUUUAUUUCUGUUCCCCUUGUUAACUAUAGAAAACAUACACGAAAUGACGGUCUGUUUUUUUCCAAUUCGAAUUGACUCGCAACAGAAAAUGCGGUUCGAGACGCAAUAAUAGAUUUCGCAAUAGCUGGUCCAAUUAGUUCGUUCGUUCGUUAGGUGCCAGACCUGAUACAGGCAUCGACGAUCAUGCGUCUCCAGGAUAUUCUAUCAUCACAGGCAUGGAUGAGUUCAUUGCAACUGGCGUUGUUGUUAGUUGCCCACGAGUUAAGAGAUUGCAAAACUGACUUCGGAAAUUACGAUGUGCUUGACAACAUAAGGGAAGUCUCUCAGGCUCAGCCAGUCCCAUCGCAUAUUGCGUGUCCAGUGUAUUUCGAGACUGGGGAACCUGCAGAAGGGCCAAGUGGGCCAGAAUUAAAGGCUGAGUGGCAGGUGGACUCAAUGAAGGAAUCAUGCCGGUUGGCAAGACUGGUGAUGAACACUGUUGCAGAAAAUAUUAAAAGUGGCAUGACGACGGACGAUAUCGACAUCCUUGUUCACAAUAAAAUAAUUGAAUAUGGGGCUUAUCCCUCACCUCUAAACUACCGUGGAUUUCCAAAGAGCGUGUGCACGAGUGUCAAUAAUGUAGCCUGCCAUGGGAUACCAGAUGACAGGAAGUUGAUAGAUGGCGAUAUCAUCUCAGUUGACAUUACUGUUUUCUACAAAGGAUAUCAUGGAGAUUGUUGUGAAACCUUCAUCAUUGGAGAUGUAGAUGAAGCCGGCCAACACUUAGUUGAUGCUGCACGAAAAUGUCGAGAUGAAGCCAUUGCGAUAUGUGGCCCUGGAGUUCCAUUUGCAGCUAUUGGUCAUAAAGUAGAACAAGUUGCCAGACGGGAGAAAGUCACUGUCGUUCCAUGCUUUAUUGGCCAUGGUAUAGGCACUUAUUUUCAUGGUCCCCCAGAUAUCUACCAUUGUUACAACAACUACCCAGGCACUAUGGAAGAAGGAAUGACCUUCACAGUGGAGCCCAUAGUAGCUCAGGGUCAAGAGGACGUGUUGAUCCUUGAAGACGGUUGGACAGCAGUCAUGGUGGACAAUGGUAGAGCAGCACAGUUUGAGCACACUGUCCUCAUCACAGAAAGUGGCCAUGAAAUUCUCACAGCUGUAUGAUAAAAGAAGGGGGGGUUUAGUGAGGGUGAGGGUGAAAAGUUUUAGAAAGAAUGCUAUGGUGGAUGAAUGCAGAGUAGCUCAGUUCAAAGCACUCUGUAUUCAUUGUAGAAGGCAGUCACAAAAUUCCCAUAGCAGAGGGUCACAAGAAAAGGUAUGGAGAUGGAUGAGAGGGAAAAUAGUAGUUUGUGGUUGUAAUGUUUUGGACUGAAAGACUUUUGGGAAGAGGAAUUGAUUGGGGUGCAUUUUGCAUUUUGUAUUUAUGUAUGAAAAAAAGCUUUAAAUCGGUUUUCUAAUUCUUCUCCAAAAGAUAUAUUCCUUAUGUACAUACAAAUAAAAAAGUGUUUUAGU
Messenger RNA from Penaeus chinensis, 1872 nucleotides. RefSeq names its product methionine aminopeptidase 1D, mitochondrial-like. Gene Ontology annotation, molecular function: metalloaminopeptidase activity. Gene Ontology annotation, biological process: proteolysis. NCBI's taxonomy places the organism in Eukaryota, Metazoa, Arthropoda, Malacostraca, Decapoda, Penaeidae. The transcript is spliced from 6 exons. The record is from RefSeq and is a predicted model, not a curated record. Bases 565 to 1524 code for a protein of 319 amino acids.